Molecule: messenger RNA, 830 nt
Organism: Parathielavia appendiculata
Lineage: Eukaryota; Fungi; Ascomycota; Sordariomycetes; Sordariales; Chaetomiaceae
Exons: 1
Coding region: 256-720 (154 amino acids)
Source: RefSeq, a predicted model, not a curated record
ACUUGCCCACCAUUUGAUCAGGACUACGGAGUCCACCCAGCAUAUAAUAACUCUCCGCCAGAUGGGUCGAUUAGGAACGAGAAUGUAAUGCACAGACGGCCCUGGCUCCUCAUUUACUACUCAUGGUACAAAAGGUGGCGUGAUCCCAUUAAACUUUAAGCUUGGCUCCCGGAGACCUCUGGCCCACUUUUGAAUGAAACUCAGUUUCAACUUCACUCAAGAAUCCUUCACCGAGGGUCGAGAAGUAGUGUAAACAUGUUCACCUACCCCCUCGCUCUCAUAUGCCAGUUCCAGGGACGGGGAGGAGGAGGAGCUGGAAAGGGAGGGACCGAGUUUCCUGAGUUGAGACGGAGAGCGGAUGGGAGGUGGUGCGUGUUUGUGGAGUGCCUUGAUGGGGAUGGGGGUUCAGGUGGUAGUGACGAGGAUGUGAAGGGAGUCGUGUUCAAGCUGGUGCCGAGAAAUAUGGUCUGUUGGGAGAACUUCAGGGCGGAUGGGACGGGGAGAGGGUAUGAGGAGACGUGGCAUGCUGGGCUGCCUUUGAGGAGGGAGGUUAAAGUUGGGUUGGAUAACAAUCUGAGUUCAUAUGAUGCUGUCGCUUCAAUUGCUAAACAGCUGCCCGUCCAUGGAGCCUUCGCCAUUCCAACCCGAGUCUGGGGGCUGAGAACAAUCUCAACCCUUUUUCGAGCCAGUCAGGCAGAGCGCUUGAAUUGGCACUUCUGAUGUCGUAAAACGACCAUUCUGCUGCGAGGAUUAAGCGGAGACGUCUGCUGCUGACGCAAGUCAAUUGUUGUUCACGAGACCACUCUUUCAGCGAACAUGCCCGACUGAGU